Molecule: messenger RNA, 834 nt
Organism: Angiostrongylus costaricensis
Lineage: Eukaryota; Metazoa; Nematoda; Chromadorea; Rhabditida; Metastrongylidae
Source: the annotation of a GenBank genome assembly
AUGGAUUGUUCACUAGAGUAUCUAGCAGAUCUGGUGAAGGAGAAGAAGGAUCUGGAGAUGUUUGGAGAUAACUUCCAGCACGUUGACAGGUUGCUCAGCGAGGAGAUUUCACGGGUGCGGGGUGCACUGUUCCAGACGGAGUUCGUCACCGAGCCCUUUGACUUGCCAGAGCCUAUUGGAGACGUCGUUACAAUUACGGAGAAGAUUUAUGUACCUAAAAGGGAGUAUCCAGAUUACAAUUUCGUUGGACGGAUCCUGGGACCACGGGGUAUGACUGCAAAACAGCUAGAACAAGAAACUGGCUGCAAAAUAAUGGUCAGGGGCAAGGGAUCAAUGCGUGACAAACGAAAAGAAGAAGCUAAUCGAGGAAAGCCCAACUGGGAGCACCUUGACGACGAACUGCAUGUGCUUUUGCAGUGCGAAGACACCGAAAACAGGGCAAGGAUAAAACUGCGUUCGGCUAUGGACCAUGUUAAGAAACUCCUUGUUCCAGCGCCAGAAGGAACUGAUGAGCUUAAAAGAAAGCAACUAAUGGAAUUAGCCAUCAUUAAUGGAACUUACAGACCCUUCCAUAACUCAAAUAGAAUCAUCACUCCUGUACCACUGGUUUCUCCAAUCCGCGCUCCCAUAUUCGUUUCACCAACAAACAGCCCUAACAGUGUAAACGAAAACUUCGAAACGUUAGCGGGAAAUGAAGAUCAUUUAUCAUCCCCGUUAUCUACGCAUUUCUUCAGAAGCCUUCGAAUCCUGGAUAUGUCGGGACGAACUCACAGCAACCGCUUGACUACUCUUGAGUUUGAUAUGCCAAUUUCCCAUGAACGCAAGCUGUGUUAG